AGCGCAUAUACACAUACCAAUGACUACAAUAUUGGAGCUUUAAUGAACAGUAUUUUCCGAUUAAACCUCAAUAAAUCAAUAUAAAAAAAUUAAAAUACCUUCCGGAUGGUUGUGAAGGAGCAGUGAUUUACUCCAGGAUACCUCACAACCUAAAAUUAAUUCGAAAUUAAAUAGGAUAUCGAAUUUAUAUGGAUCGUUCUUUCAUGAAUUCGCGUCAAAAUCGUCUUCAAACAGGUAUCAUUUUCAUUGUUCAAACUAAGGGCAGCUUGAGAGAAUAUAAAUACAGCCAGUAUUGUAUCAAUUCUUCAUUCGUUCGCAGGGUUUCGAUUAGUUGCGUUCUAUUGUUACGAAAUCGUGAAAAAAAAACAUAUCUAGUUCCCCAAUCUGAUCGUAGGGACUGUUCCUUCUUUAAAAAAAACCAUAACUUUCAAUCCCAACUCAUCAACCUAUCAUACCACUUGUAUCUAAAAUGUUCAACAUAGAGAAUUGUCUUCGACUAAUAAAGUCGUUAGUGGCUUUAUUUAUCACUACAUCUGAUAAUGAGCAUGCAAUAAAAGGUAUAAAGGAAUGUACGAGAGCAAUAAGAAAACUGUAUCGGGAAUUGCCAGGUUGUACUUCAAUUGGAGGAAAACAGCAACUCGAAGCUCAGAUCCGUUCUAUAAAAUCAUUGAAACAACAAUUCAAACAACAACAACAACGAAUUGGUGCAGGUCUGAGUAGACGAAAGGAAACUGCUUGGAACAGAGUCCAUUGGAAUGAUUCAUUAUCAGCAUUCGACUCGAGAAUAAGAACAGGUGUGAUUAGUAACCUGAAACAUAAGGAGCCUAAGGAUUUUUUGAUGGACUGCGAAGCUAUAUUUCGUCGAAGAAUUCUGAAUGCAUUGAAGAAGGAUGAAGCUGUUAAGGUCAAUAUGGUUUUUUGUGGAGAGUUUCAGAUUAUGACAGCCAAUAAAAUUCAAAAGGAAUAUAAGUACUUCACAACAUCCAAUUCACCUAUUUACCGAGACACGAAUAUUACUGAAUGGUUCAAUAUAAAUGUUUUGGUAUCAAUUCUCAAAGAUCUUGAGGAAUUCCAAGAACGUGAUAGCGGAUGGGCUCUGGUUAAUGUUGUUAACCUAGGGGUGAAUAUAAACAAGUUCACACCCCAACUUGGAAGCUCAUACAUAGAACUUCCUCCUCAAAUAAAACGGAAAGAGGCUUGUAUCAAUGUGAAAAACGACGAUGAAGCAUGUUUCGCAUGGUCUGUGAUGGCUGCAUUACACCCUGUUGAGAAGGACCCCCAACGAUUAUCCAAAUAUCCUCAUUAUUCCAAAAUUUUGAAGUUGAAAGGUAUUCAAUUUCCGAUGACAAUGAAACAGAUACCCAACUUUGAAAAACAAAACCAGAUAUCCAUUAAUGUUUAUAUUCUGAAAAAGGAAAAGAAGAACUUCACUACAUUGCCAACAUACCUAACAAAAAUUAAAAUGAAUAGACAUAUCAACUUACUCCUUAUACAAGAUCACUAUUCAAACGAUGAUACUCCAGUGCGAUACCAUUAUGUAUGGAUCAAAAAUCUCUCUCGUCUGGUAUCGAGUCAAUUGAGCAAGGAACAUGGACAGAAAUUUAUAUGUGAUAGAUGUCUCCGGUACUUACGAUCUGAAGAAAAACUAAAAAGUCAUUCAGAGGAUUGUGGAAACAUGAAUGAAACAGCUAUAAAGCUGCCUGAGAUAGGAAACAAUACACUCAAGUUCAAAAAUCAUAAAAACAAGGAGAAGGUACCUUUUAUUAUUUAUGCAGAUCUGGAGAGCAUACUAAAACCUACUAACACUAAAAACAACUAUCAAGAACAUAAAGCUGCAGCUGUAGGAUACUAUGUAAAGUGUUCAUAUGAUGAUUCUCUGAGUUUUUAUCGUUCUCAUCGAGGUCCCAAUUGCAUGAAAUGGUUUGCAGAUGAGAUGAAUCAAUUUGCUGGAGACGUUGACUCAGUUUUCUUAUGUCCCUACGACAUCGAUAUGACGCCAAAACAGGAAGUCGAAUUUCGGAAGGCAACUCACUGUCAUAUUUGUGAAGAAAUGUUCAAACCUGAAGAUAAAAAAGUAAGAGAUCAUAAUCAUCUUAUCCCCGAAAAGAAUUACCGUGGAGCAGCACAUGAGGGGUGUAAUAUAAAUUAUAAGGAUAGUCACAUGAUUCCUGUAGUAUUUCACAACCUGAGUGGAUAUGACGCUAAUUUUCUGAUACAAGAUAUUGCCACAAGAAUGGAAGGGAAAAUCGAUUUGUUACCGAUAACUAAGGAGAAAUAUAUCAGUUUCACCAAACACUAUGAUGAUUAUCACAUUAAUUUCCGAUUCAUUGAUAGUUUCCGAUUCAUGGCUUGCUCUUUAGACAAACUAGCGUCCUAUUUAGAAGAGUUUCCGAACUUGAAAUCACAAUUUCCUGAGGAAUCUGAAGAACAUAUCAGUCUUCUUACGAACAAAGGAGUAAUGCCAUAUGAUUAUAUCGAUUCCUAUGACCGAUUCGAUGAAACUUCUCUUCCACCUAUUGAAGCAUUCUAUAACAAAUUGGAUUGUAGGAAAUGUCCACGAAGAAGAUAUAAGAGAGCACAACUUGUGUGGAAUAAAUUCAAAUGUCAGAAUUUGGGCGAAUACAGCGAUCUCUACAUGAAAACUGACAUUCUAUUGCUGGCUGACGUAUUUGAACAAUUUCGAUCGAGCUGCCAUAAGACUUAUGGAUUAGAUCCUGCGCAUUAUUUUACUUUACCAGGAUAUACGUGGGAUGCUAUGUUGAAAUAUACAAAACAGGAAUUAGAACUUCUCACAGAUGUUGAUAUGUUUUUGUUUGUUGAAAGAGGAAUUCGGGGCGGCCUUAGUCAAGUAUGUGGUAAACGACGAGCACAUGCGAACAACAAGUAUAUACCAAACUAUGAUUCAACUAAACCAGAAAAUUACCUCAUGUACUUUGAUGUCAACAAUCAAUAUGGAUGGGCAAUGUCACAAUGUCUACCAUACGGCGGUUUUACGUGGACCGAUACAAAUAUAAAUGUCUUGCAAAUUCCUGAUGAUGCUCCCGAGGGUUAUAUUUUAGAAGUCGAUCUCGAAUAUCCUAGAGAAUUGCAUGAUGUGCACAAAGAUCUUCCAUUCUGUCCAGAACAUUACAACUCUAAAACUCAAACACCUUGUUAUGCAUCUCAGCAAAACGCUAAACUUAUGGCCACAUUACAUCAAAAGAAGAAAUAUAUCAUCCACUACAGAAAUCUGAAGCAAGCAUUGAAGAAUGGAUUGAUUAUAACAAAAAUACAUCGAGUGCUCAAGUUCAAGCAAUCUACAUGGCUCAAGUCUUACAUCGACCUCAAUACGGAUCUGAGAAAGAAUGCCGAAAAUGAGUUCGAGAAGAAUCUCUUCAAACUGAUGAACAACGCUGUUUUUGGAAAAACGAUGGAGAAUAUUCGGAAAAGGGUUAAUGUCCACCUUCUAACAAAAUGGAAAGGACGAUAUGGGGCGGAAACUUUUAUCUCCAAACCUGAAUUCAAGAACUCUGUUAUUUUCAAUGAGAACUUUGUAGCUGUUGAAAUGCGAAAGCUGCAGAUCUAUUUGAACAAGCCAAUUUAUGUGGGAAUGAGUAUCUUGGAUUUGGCUAAAACUACUAUUUAUGACUUCCAUUACCACUACAUGAAUGAAGCUUUCAGUGCUGGCUGUACCAUCUUAUACACAGAUACCGAUUCUCUCAUUUAUGAGGUCUCUGAAGAUCCUUAUGAAAGAAUGAAACUUGACUGUUAUGAAAGAUUUGAUACCUCAGAUUAUCUCAAGAAUAAUACUUACGGUAUUCCUCAAGUUAAUAAAAAGGUAUUAGGAAUGAUGAAGGAUGAAAACAAUGGAAUACCUAUGACCGAUUAUGUUGGUCUCAGAUCUAAACUGUAUGCUGUGAAAACUUCUAAGGAUGAUCUGAAUGUGAAAAAACAACGAUGGGUGGAAGAAGAGUAUGAAGCUGAUGAAAUUGAAUCCAUGUGUCGAAAUUAUGGUACCACCAAGAAAGCUAAGGGUAUUAAAAAAUCAAUCGUUAAGAACAGAAUAUGUUUCGAUGAUUACAUUGAAUGUUUAGAAACAUGGAAACAUAAAAUUAUUUCUCAAAAUUUGAUUCAGGCGAAGGAACAUCAUGUGUAUUCACUGACACAGGAAAAAAUAGCUUUAAGUCCUGAAGACGAUAAACGAUGUUUGGUGCCCGGAACAUUCAACACUGUACCGUGGGGUCAUUAUUCACUCAAUAAACGCAAGAUUGAGGAAUAUGAUGAACCAAGGAAGAAGAUUUCAAUGUUGGAAAAAUUGUUGACUAUGUGA
Messenger RNA from Coccinella septempunctata (seven-spotted ladybird), 4309 nucleotides. RefSeq lists its product as uncharacterized. The record is from RefSeq and is a predicted model, not a curated record. The transcript has 4 exons. NCBI's taxonomy places the organism in Eukaryota, Metazoa, Arthropoda, Insecta, Coleoptera, Coccinellidae. Bases 470 to 4309 code for a protein of 1279 amino acids.